This is a messenger RNA of Telopea speciosissima, 1266 nucleotides long. RefSeq lists its product as uncharacterized. The coding region runs from base 136 to 999 and encodes 287 amino acids. Gene Ontology annotation, molecular function: zinc ion binding; ubiquitin-protein transferase activity. Gene Ontology annotation, cellular component: membrane. The record is from RefSeq and is a predicted model, not a curated record. The transcript has 8 exons. NCBI's taxonomy places the organism in Eukaryota, Viridiplantae, Streptophyta, Magnoliopsida, Proteales, Proteaceae. Gene Ontology annotation, biological process: protein ubiquitination.
AGAUUUUUCAAAACUACAAAAAAGAUCGCGGAGGAGAGGUUUUCUUGUAGCUAUUUCGACGCCCGAACACGCGUAAAAUUGGAAGAACACGCCUUGCUUGUAGGAAGUCCAAUUCAGGAGGGAGGUUGUUGAGGAAUGGGAGAUCAUUUGGUUUUAUACGUUGACCGUCUCAUAACACCUGCUACCUUGCAAUCCAUGCAAGGAGCUGACGUUCCAGGGUCAUCUGCAGGAGGCUCCUGCACCCAGACUGCACUUGCACCGGCUUCUGCCUGCGCAGAUGAGAGAGUGGUGGAACUUGAAGUUUCCAAUGAGGAAGAGCGACUUAUUCAGAUGGUGGAAUGUCGCAUUUGCCAGGAGGAGGACCACAUUAAGAACCUGGAGACCCCUUGCGCUUGUAGUGGCAGCUUGAAGUUUGCUCAUAGGAAAUGCGUUCAGCGCUGGUGCAAUGAGAAAGGAGAUAUAAUUUGUGAGAUCUGCCAUCAGCCUUAUCAACCUGGUUAUACUGCCCCACCACCUCCUCCUCAGUCUGAAGAUACUGCAAUUGAUAUCAGUGGAGGUUGGACAAUCUCGGGUGCUCCUUUGGAUUUGCAUGAUCCUCGUCUUUUAGCCAUGGCAGCAGCUGAGCGCCACUUUCUAGAGGCUGAGUAUGAUGAAUAUGCUGCUACAAAUGCCAGUGGAGCUGCAUUUUGCCGUUCUGCUGCUCUAAUUUUGAUGGCUCUUCUGCUCUUGAGGCAUGCACUGACCAUCACCAAUGCUGAUCGGGCUGAUGAUGCUUCCACUUUCUUCUCUCUUUUCUUGCUCCGGGCUGCGGGGUUUCUUUUGCCUUGUUACAUUAUGGCCUGGGCCAUCAGUAUUUUGCAGCGUCGCAGGCAAAGACAGGAAGCGGCUGCACUGGCAGCAACAGAAGUUGCAUUUGUACUACAGUCGGGGCAACGUAGAGGUCUGCAGUUCACUAUAGCACCAACACCAUUGACUCCCCGUCAGGAGCCAAUCCAAUGAUUUGGUAGCAUGUCAACGAGAUGUCUCUGAUCAGGUUGGCUUGACUGUUACAAUCCAGUGGCGUUAAAUUGGUUUUAAAUCUUAAUAUUGUAGCUAUUUUCUUCUUGUUAAUGAAAAAGUCAGAAGAUUUGCUUCUCCCUCUCAUUUCUUUGUGUUUUUCCCGGUUCCUUUAAUGGUCUGUAUAUAUGUGUAUGAGGUUACUCAACAGUGAGGUGAUUGCUCUGGAAAUUUGUUUGAUUCGCAGUAAAUUUUGUAUUAAUGGUGGCA